AUGGCGGCCUUCAAUGCCUCGAGGUCCCUUUUGCGGGGCUUCAGCGCUCGGGUCCCCCCUUCUGAGCUAUUCGCCUGUCGACAAUGUUUACAGAAUCGCGGUCACGUCGCAAGGCCAUUCAGCAGCCGGACUGCGACCCCCGUGUCUCCACGACAAGCGAAUCGCCUCAAUUCGUAUGUUGCCGCGCUCAGAAGCAAAUUCAAGCCAUCGGCAUUCACUCGGGCAGCUUCUCUAUCUACUACGGCAGCAGAACAACCGUUGAAACAAGGGGCCGACGCCAAAGGGAAAUCCAGUUUCCCAGAUGUGAGCAGCAAGUCCGUCGCGUACUGGCUUCUGGGUAGUGCGCUGAGUGUGUUUGGAAUUGUCGUGUUUGGUGGAUUAACUAGGUUGACGGAAUCUGGACUCAGCAUCACCGAAUGGAAACCAGUUACAGGCUCGCUACCUCCCAUGAACGACGAGGACUGGGAGGCGGAAUUCGCAAAAUACCGAAAUUCGCCCGAAUACAAAAUCUUGAACCCUAAUAUGAACCUCUCCGAGUUCAAGUCGAUUUACUACAUGGAAUGGAUCCAUCGACUCUGGGGCAGAUUCGUGGGACUGUCAUUCGUCAUUCCUGCAGUGUACUUUGUGGCUAGGAAAAAGGUCUCGAAGCCGAUGGCCUUGCGCCUGGCCGGUAUCUCAGGGCUCAUCGGAUUCCAAGGGUUUAUCGGAUGGUGGAUGGUGAAAUCAGGCCUAAAAGACGACCUUUUCGCACCCGGAAGCCACCCAAGAGUUAGCCAGUACCGACUGACAGCUCAUCUCGGUGCUGCUUUCAUUUGCUAUGUCGCCAUGCUCUGGAAUGGACUUGCUAUUUUACGAACUCGCCGUCUCUUGGCCAACCCGACGGCUGGUAUCAAGACUCUCCAGGAACUCCAAAACCCCAAGCUUGCGAUAUUCCGUCGAUCUGUUGCCGGUCUGGCACUCUUGGUAUUCACCACGGCAAUGUCUGGCGCACUUGUCGCUGGCCUCGACGCCGGUCUCAUCUACAACGAGUUCCCGUACAUGGGCAACGGCCUGGCUCCACCCAAGGACGAACUCCUCGACGAGAGAUAUUCACGACACUCUGACAAAUCGGAUCUUUGGUGGAGAAACAUUCUUGAGAACCCGUCUCUAGUACAGCUCGACCACCGUAUCCUCGCCAUGACCACAUUCACCACCGUAAUGGCCCUCUGGGCGUACUCACGAAGACCCGGAAUGCGAAACAUCUUGCCGCGACCUGCAUCUAAGGGCAUGCAUGGUGUUGUUGGUUUCACGUUUCUACAGGUUGCGCUGGGGAUUUCAACGCUGAUCUACCUUGUCCCUACUCACCUUGCCUCGUCGCACCAGGCUGGCAGUCUUUUCCUGUUGACCUGGGUUCUUGUGCUCGGUAGCAGGGUAUGGCAUCCAUCGAGAACAGCCAAGUUGUUGCAGAUGGCAGCAAAGGCAAAAAAUACGCCUGUGAAUGCGUCUACCUUUAAUGCGAUUAAGAAAUAA
Molecule: messenger RNA, 1509 nt
Organism: Talaromyces rugulosus
Lineage: Eukaryota; Fungi; Ascomycota; Eurotiomycetes; Eurotiales; Trichocomaceae
Exons: 2
Coding region: 1-1509 (502 amino acids)
Biological process (GO): heme A biosynthetic process
Cellular component (GO): mitochondrial inner membrane
Molecular function (GO): oxidoreductase activity, acting on NAD(P)H, heme protein as acceptor
Source: RefSeq, a predicted model, not a curated record